AUGCCCCUCUUCCACCUGCAGACGUUCUGGGAGUAUAUCCAAAGAGUUUUCUUGGGCACUCUGGCGAUGAUGACCUCAAGAGACAUAGCCCAGGCUAUCUGCUUCCUCGCCCAGACCGGAGUUGGGGUCAUGGGAAAUUCCCUCCUGAUCACACUCCACAUCUCCAUGUUUCUUCUGAACCACAAGACGAAGCCCACGGACCUGAUCAUCCUUCACCUGGCCCUGGUCCACGCCAUGAUGCUCCUUACCAGAGGGGUGACCGUGGGGGCAUCUCUGCUGGGGCACCGGCUCAUCCAGAGUGACAUCGGGUGUAAGACUUUCGCAUAUGUGUACCGCGUUUCCCGCGGCCUCUCCAUCUGCACCACUGCCCUCCUGAAUGCAGUCCAGGCCGUCACCAUCAGUCCCAGGAGCAGUCCCUGGGCCCAGCUCAAAGUCAGCACCCCAAAAUGCAUCUUGUCGAUUUGUGUCUUCUCCUGGUUGGUCAACCCACUGAUUAGCAGAAACCUUCUGCUCCAAGUCAACUCUUCCCCCAACAUGACCAUGUGGGGGCCGAGAUUCCAUGAUAAUGACUGUUCCAUCACCUCCAUCGGCACCGCCCUCCAGGGGUUUUGUCUUGCCCUGAUGAUUCUGCGGGACGGCACCUCUCUGGGGCUCAUGAGCCACGCCAGUGCCCACAUAGUCCUUUUCCUCUAUCGACAUGGCCAGCGGGUCCAGUAUCUUCACACCUCCAACCUCCCCGGCCAAGCCGCUCCAGAGAGAAGAGCCACCCAGAGCAUCCUGCUGCUGUUGAGCUGCUUUGUGACUUUCUACUGUGUGGACUUCCUAUUUUCCUGCUUCCUAGGCACAUCCUUAAAGAAUAACUUCAUACUUAACAAUGCUAACACGUUUGUGGUCAGUGGCUAUGCCACCAUCAGCCCCUUUGUGCUGCUCCAAAGCAACCCAGGAAUCAUUAAGUUCUUGCUUCAUUUUUUGCCGAAGAAAAGUCCCCACGGCCCCCAGGUGGCCACUACUGAAACACUGGUUUCCAUGAUCCUGGAGAUGAACAUGUCAAACAAACACUAG
Molecule: messenger RNA, 1062 nt
Organism: Tachyglossus aculeatus (Australian echidna)
Lineage: Eukaryota; Metazoa; Chordata; Mammalia; Monotremata; Tachyglossidae
Product: putative vomeronasal receptor-like protein 4
Exons: 3
Coding region: 1-1062 (353 amino acids)
Biological process (GO): G protein-coupled receptor signaling pathway
Cellular component (GO): membrane
Molecular function (GO): pheromone receptor activity
Source: RefSeq, a predicted model, not a curated record